Oryzias melastigma (Indian medaka) is the source of this 2735-nucleotide messenger RNA. It is a transcript of the gene tsku, whose product is annotated as tsukushi small leucine rich proteoglycan homolog (Xenopus laevis). Lineage: Eukaryota; Metazoa; Chordata; Actinopteri; Beloniformes; Adrianichthyidae. The record is from RefSeq and is a predicted model, not a curated record. Gene Ontology annotation, cellular component: extracellular matrix. Gene Ontology annotation, molecular function: protein binding. The transcript is spliced from 3 exons. The coding region runs from base 231 to 1301 and encodes 356 amino acids.
UCCAUUCGCCCGUUUGACGCUAAAAAAGAACGCAGGACUUUCGUGGAAUGGGAGCAGGCGGGGCGCGUCCCCGCGUGGAUAUAUCUUGCGGGGGUUUCUAGCGGCAGAGAAGAGUCAAACUCAAAGCUCAUGAAGACCCGCAGAGGAGCCGGGCCGCCGGGACACAGCAGCGCUGCGGGGCACUGCGGGAAAUGGGAGCGGUGAAGUGAAAAAGUGUCGGAGAAGCCCGGAUGAAAGGUAUGAUGAAAAGGAAAAUGGGGCGCUUCCUGUGGCUCGGCUUGUCUCUCCUGCUGGUGAUCCAGUGCAGUGCAGUCAAGAACUGUUAUCCUGGGUGUCACUGUGAGGUGGAGAGCUAUGGACUGUUUGACAGUUUCAGUCUUACCAGAGUGGACUGCAGAGGUCUGCCUUCAAGACCCUCCAUGCCCAUUCCCAUCCCACUGGAUACGACCCAUUUAGACCUGUCUUCCAACGCCUUGGGCCCACUCAGCGACACCAUGCUAUCUGGUCCAGGAUACACCACACUUACAAGUUUGGACCUCAGCGGCAACCACAUUACAAAGCUCAGCCCCAACGCCUUGUCCAAGCUGCGAUACCUUGAGAGUCUUGAUCUAAGCCUCAACGAUCUGGACAGCCUUUCACUGGGUUCCUUUUCAGGGCUUCCUCUGGUUGAUGUUGACCUGAGCCACAACCGCUUCCAGGAGUUCAACAUGGAUAUAUUUUCUGCUAAAGUGAACGGUGAACCUGUUACGUUGGACCUUUCCCACAACAAGCUCGUGUCAGUCACCACUCCAUCCCACGGAAGAGCACUGCACAUUCAGAGCUUAAAUCUGUCGUCAAACUGGCUUACCAGUGUUCCAAACCUGGAAGGACUUCCACUUAGAUAUCUCAACCUGGAUGCUAACCCCAUCUCAGAAAUUAAAGAGGGCACCUUUGCACAACUGAAGGAUUUAUCUUAUUUAUCCAUCAGUGGGCUCAGUGAACUGCAGAACAUUGAGCCUUUCAGCUUCAAGGGUCUCAGAAGUUUGCAAGUUCUGGAUCUCUCAAACAACCCUAAGCUGCAGAGUCUGAGUCCUACCGUGUUAAGUGGACUGGAUGCCCUGCAGGAGCUCAACCUGUCUGGCUCUGGCGUAGAGUCCCUGCCAGCCAACGUGCUGACACACCUCCCGAGCAUCAAGAGUAUCAAGCUGGGACAGAGCGUCCAUUGCUGGACCAGUCAGAAACAAGGCCAGUUCCACAGACAGUUGGGGCAGAUCCAACACAACGAAGUGUUGAACUGUAACAUGGAGGGAGUCGUGUUGUGAGGAAACUCGCUUCCCUUCCUGUGCCUUAUCUACUUUGAUAUGCAAAACAGUUUUUACUAUUUAGGUCACUUGGAUUAUACCAUUCACACCAGUAUUCACACGAUUAACCAGCAAAAAAAUGGUUUAUUAGUUCACCUUUAGCAACCAGAGCCUAAAGAUGGACUUGUGUAGUUUAACAUUUCAAUCAUUCAUAUUUCCAUGUUUUCCAUAUAUGUCAAACACAUAGCAGUCUAUCUGAAAACUAUACACCGUCUCCACUCUCAUUGGAUGGUUGUGGACCACUAAAAAUUCUCAUUUGAGUUUUUACAGCACAUUUCAAGACAACUUCUUAUCAAUACUGCUGUCUGUUAGCUUUAGGGCUACUGUGAAAAGCUGCUAAACCUUUCCACACGUUAAUAGGAAAACACUCACUUCUUAAUUAUUGGAAUGUACAUUGUUUAUGAAAUCUAUACAGACAUUUGUCAAACUUGGGAUUUUCCACAUCCUAACUGGAAAGAAACAUUUUUUUUUCUAUUGUUCAGGUUAAUUUUUGUUCCCAGUUUAGACAAAAACAGAUGUUCUGUAUACCUUUGGAGCAGUAUUAAAGCAUCGUUGUGCAAAUAUUUUUGAGAUUUAACAGCAGAACAUAUUCACAGCGAUGCCACAGACAUUUGUGAAAUUCAUAAACUGAUACAUUUAGCAAUCAAUCUUUUUUACUACAUUUUUUUUUUUUUUUUUGCACAGGAAUCAUACUUUUUUUGGUUCCAAUUUCAACUUUUCAUUUAGUUUCUAAUUUGACAGUAUACCACACAAGCCUAUGGAUUUAUUAUGUUUUUGCCAGCUACAGCAGAAAUAUUUCAAGAAUGUUCAGUUGUAAAAUCCAAAGAGUUGACUUUUUCUCUGUUGUUGUUUCCCCGACAGCAAAAGUAUUGUUUUGAACUUUUUGGCCACUUUUUGUUUCCCACCAAGCUCUCCAUUUAAACAACUCUUUCAUCACAACAUGGAGACUUGGAACAAAAAAUGUAACACCUUUUAUAGUUUGUACUUAAUUUCAAAAACCUAACUGCAGGAGAAUGAACUGAUCCAAAAAUUUGUGUGGUUUUUCAGUAAAAAUAUAUAUUUUUUGGAGAAAAAUUGGACCAAUAAUAUAUGACCAGUCAUUAAUGCAAGUGUGUAAAAUGUCUUUUAUUUACAUGUGUAAAGUUUUUGUCAGCAUUCCUGUGGUAUUUAGAGGGGGAUAUCAGCCUCAAAUCUGUAUUUGAGGGGGUUGUAAGUGUCCAGAGUCCACGUUUUGUUUUGGAUUGACUCUCCUACAGUAAAAUGUCUUUUAUUUUGUGACUUGAAACAUCAAAGUGCAUUAGCUGUUGUUCAAAUGUUUAUAUUUGUAUGUAUGUAUAUAAUUUCAUUUUUGUGUAAUUCUUUUUUUUUUAAAUAAAUUUCUAAUACUGACUUCUA